AUGAACUGGACAGAAGGCAAUCUGGCACGCCACUCCCGUGGAAGAGCCAACAACGAGGUUCUCAGACGUCAAAAGCAGCAUUUCGCCAGAGCGAGAAGUAGAAUGCUGAGUGGCCAAGCCAGGCAAAGUCCAGUAGCAAUAUCUUUUCUCAAUGAUACGCACAAGCCCCAAGCUCGGGCCGAAUCGGAUCCGUCUACUUCUCAACAGCAAGAUACGAAUACAUUCCAAAGUGAUGGACGACCUUUCAAUGAGUCACGGACUCCCUGGCGUAUCCGGAAUGUGGCAUUUGGUCAAGAUGACACUCGUGAAGCGAGGCAAGAAAGCGCCAGUCUCAGUCCUUGGGGCGCAUACCAAGCUAGCAAUCGUAAACGACCUGCCUUGGCCGAGAUUUUCAACCAAGAACAAGCUAAUGAAAAGAGACGCCGACUUCUUGAAAAGCCAGACUGGGCUGGUCUCGAAAUGCAACAGCCAAUAGAUCUAGUUUUGCCUGGACAAACCCGCAUGUCCAGCGGGCGAAGAUGGAGCAAGAUUGAUCCAAACACUACAAGGCACAGCCUAGACGUCCAGCAGAGGGGACACCGUACACUUUCAGCCAGCAGAAAUUACUCUAGCGAGCACGUCAAGACCUUUCAACAAAGACCAUUAGGGCCCAUUCGAGUCAGGAUCGGGAGUCAGAGCGUCACCAAUACUGCCGAUUCUCCCGAUUGGUUGUCAAGCGAAGAGCAGAUGCAAGCACUUAGAAUGCCUCGUAACAGGAGUCGAAGAUACGCCCAGAAUGAACCGCGUCGUGGAUCAUCAGUGUCAUUAAGCUCGGGAGACCGAGAGUGCAGCUACUCCAUGAUUUCGACAGACGAUGCCUCUUGUUCAAUACAGACGAAGCAUGAAGACUCAUCCAAGAUUCACCAUCCCAUCCCUCAACGCGCACAUACAUCGAAAAUCCUGCAAUGGUCCCCAUCAUUCAGAUCGGAUGACAGUGUGAGUGUCCAUGCACAAAUAGGAAGACCAAAGCGUUGGCCGCCCUCGGAAGUUGCUGCUGACAUGCGUUGGCUUGAGCACAUCAUGCCAGCAGAGAAUAUCUGCAUACCAUUGACCCGUGGUUCUUCGCUCCUGGAAAGUCCACCACAUCGACCAGACAUAAGCCCAGGCAUCAGUGAACUAUUAGUACAAAGUAGUCAAGUGAACCACCGAGAUUCUGAAGGAACCCCUGUGCAUUCUAGUUCAGAAGAAGUCAGACGAGCUGGUUACCUUCAGCCUGUCAACCAGCCAUCGAUUCUCUCAACGGCAGCAAGCCAAAGCAUUACAAGUCAUGGUAUACCUUCCUUUGAAGCAUCGCAUGGUAUGAUGCCUGGUGCUACGAAAACCUGCAAACGGCCGCCACAAGUCAUUUCAUCUAUCGAUCCACCAACAAGCGAACAAAGACACACUGGAAUGACUGGCAAUCCAAACAGCUUGGUCAAUCGUACAAAAGACGCUAAAUCAUGCGAUAAUAGUAAAUCUACGAAAAUUCAUGGGAAAGUUCAUCAGUCAGAAGCGGACGAUAAUGAUGCUUGGAUGAAGUUUGUCUUUGGGGAUUGCGAGGUCGACUCACAUGCAGAAGUGUUUCGAGAGGCUCUACAUGAAGCUGCCAGGGACUUGGCUUUACCAAGGACACCUCAGAAAGCGGCUAAGAUUGCAUUUGGUGGAGAUAUUAAUUAUGAAGUUGAAGCACCACAAACUUCCAACCAGUCAAUCAGCGCACAGAGAGGUUCUGAAGAAGCAUCAAGUAACUCUGCAACGACAAGUCGUUUUGCAAUAAUAGGUUCUCCAUCUCCAGAACAAAUGCCACCAAUCCGGCAUCAGGGAGAAAUGGAAGAGGAUCUUGUCACACCCCCAACCAAUGUUUCAGAUGACACAAGAUUCACCACAUCGCCAAUACCUGUGGAUGUAUCAUCUGGGUCCGGUGUACCACCCACAGACUCACCAAAGUCAAAUGAGGCCACCGUUGACGGGUCCACGGUCUCCGAGAUAUCUCAACAGAUAUUUAGAUUUGCAGCACCACGGACAUUUGUUGGCAAGCUGGCAAGAUCCGGAAUAAAGCCGAAGGAUAUUCCGAGUCAAUCUGCAAUCACCGGGAGUCGUGGCCAGCGACGCACCACAACUGGUAGACGCUCAAAGAAGAAGAAAUGGUCAGAUGAUAGGGCGAAUAUCAGAGAGCUGCCUGAUUUUGAUGAAGAUCCAAUAGAAGAAUAG
Pestalotiopsis fici W106-1 is the source of this 2229-nucleotide messenger RNA. RefSeq lists its product as uncharacterized. The transcript has a single exon. NCBI's taxonomy places the organism in Eukaryota, Fungi, Ascomycota, Sordariomycetes, Amphisphaeriales, Sporocadaceae. Bases 1 to 2229 code for a protein of 742 amino acids. The record is from RefSeq and is a predicted model, not a curated record.